Molecule: messenger RNA, 1109 nt
Organism: Drosophila innubila
Lineage: Eukaryota; Metazoa; Arthropoda; Insecta; Diptera; Drosophilidae
Gene: PrBP
Product: probable cGMP 3',5'-cyclic phosphodiesterase subunit delta
Exons: 1
Coding region: 158-613 (151 amino acids)
Biological process (GO): sensory perception of light stimulus
Cellular component (GO): cytoplasm
Source: RefSeq, a predicted model, not a curated record
UGUUAACCAACACAGUGCACACUUUACAUAUUUAUAUCUUAGUAUUAUAAAUAAACAUUGAUUAAUUUCCAAAAAUAUAAUCUAGAGCUGCAAGGCUGCAAUAUAAGUAUCGAAUAGAGAAGCUCCCUGGUUGUGACACGAAUAUUGUGGCUUAGUUAUGGGUUCCGAUGACCUCAGCGCAGGCGAUAAAAUCCAAAAAGGUUUUCAAAUCAACUACAUGAUUUUACGCGACGCCGACACCGGCAAGGUGAUCUGGCAGGAAAACAAGGAUUUCUCAGCACCGGAUGUGGAACACGAGGCGCGCGUUCCCGUCAGGAUACUCGACAUGCGGGCCGUGUCCAGGGAAAUCAACUUUAGCACAAUUGAGGCCAUGGAAAACUUUCGGCUCGAUCAGAAGGUUCUGUUCAAGGGACGCAUCAUGGAGGAGUGGUUCUUCGAGAUGGGAUUUGUGGGGCCCAACACUACCAACACCUGGCAAAGCACCAUCGAAGCGGCCCCCGAGUCCCAAAUGAUGCCAGCCAAGGUCUUAAAUGGCAAUGUGACAAUUCAAACCAGUUUCUAUGACAACGAAACACUCAUCACAAAAUCGGUUGUGCGCUUGUAUUACAUAUGAAAACUGUCACGACUGUGCGAGAGGAGGGGGCUGUGUGGGCGCUACGCCUACCUCACACACACACACACACACAUACGCAUACGCAUACUCAGCACUUCUCUGACACACACUCUCAUUGUCAGGUGUUCAUCAUAUACAUAUGUUGUCACAUACAUAUUGAUCUUCUGCUGCCGUCGCUGCUGCUGCUUCUUCAUUCUUCUGCAUUGCCGUAACAACAACAACAACAACUAGAAAAAAGAAUUCAUCAAAUAUUCUCAAAUUAACUUUUUCAGCUUGGCAAUGAGACAAAUAUGUGAAUAUACUAACAGAAAUAUACACAUAAUUUUUGCGCAUUUUGUAUGCAAUUGUUAAUUGUGCGUUUUUUAAGCUAGUGAAAAUUAUCGUACAUACAUACACACAUAUACGAAUCUAGACUAAUGCAUUUUAAUAUCUACUUUACAUUAUAAAUGAUUGUUUAAUUUAUUAAUAAAGUAUUAACGAAUGUAAUACACCUUAA